Messenger RNA from Colletotrichum lupini, 1275 nucleotides. Its product is annotated as SRP40 domain-containing protein. The coding region runs from base 1 to 1275 and encodes 424 amino acids. Gene Ontology annotation, cellular component: nucleolus; nucleoplasm. Lineage: Eukaryota; Fungi; Ascomycota; Sordariomycetes; Glomerellales; Glomerellaceae. The transcript has a single exon. The record is from RefSeq and is a predicted model, not a curated record.
AUGUCUGCGCCUCCACCUUGGCUAUUCUCCAACAACUUCACAAAAACCAAUAACGCAAGCACCCCUACGGCUUCCGCGACAACGCAAACAGACAAAAUGGGCAAGGUUAAGAAGUCCGAGAAGAAGGUCAAGGCUGAGGCCACCUCCACCAAGCAGGCUCCUCCCGCCCAAUUGAUGGACCUCGUCGACUCCUUCCUCUCCGAGAACGCCUUCACCUCCGCCCACGAGGCCUUCCAGAAACAGCGCGCCAAGAGCGGCUGGAAGCCUUCCAAGAAGGAGGCGGCCCAGACCAGCCUCGUCACCGUCUUCCAGACCUGGCAGACUUCUUCCACCGCUCCCACCACUAGCGAGAGCUCUAGCGACAGCAGCUCAAGCGAGGAUGUGGACAUGGCCGAUGCGGCUGCUGCCGCUGACAGCGACAGCGAUAGCAGCUCCAGCUCCAGCUCCAGCUCCGAUUCCGACUCCAGCAGCGACAGCGAGAGCGAGGAUGAGAAACCCAAGCCCGAGGCCAAGCAGAGCCUGAAGCGCAAGGCGCCCGAGUCCGACAGCAGCAGCAGUGAUAGCAGCAGCAGCAGCGACAGCGACUCCUCCUCAGACGACUCCAGCUCUGAAGACGAGGCCCCCAAGGCCAAGAAGCAGAGGGUCAAGAAGGACGACAGCAGCUCCUCCUCCGACUCCUCAUCCGAUUCCAGCUCGGACAGCUCCAGCGAAUCUGACUCCUCCUCCUCCGACUCAGACUCUUCCGACAGCGACAGCGACUCUGACUCCGACUCUGAUGGCUCUGAGGCCGCAAAGGUGCCUCUUCCCGAAUCCGGCUCCGAUUCCGACUCCUCUUCUUCCUCUUCCGAUUCGGACUCCGACUCAGACGCAGACACCAAGAAGAAGGCCAAGAAGGAAAAGGCACCCGCCGACAGCGCCUCCCUCUCCUCCGCAACCCUCGAGAAGACUUCCCCCGAGCUCAAGCCCGCGACCUCCACGGCCGCUGACCCGCCUCUGCCCCCCGACCCCAUGACCUACCGCGCCAACAACCGCGGCGGCAAGAAGGAGAAGAAGGAGCCCAACAAGCCCUUCUCCCGCAUCCCCGACGUCGUCUACGUCGACCCCCGCUUCGCCAGCAACGAGUACGUGCCCAACGACUACUCGCAGCGCGCCCACGAGGACCUCAUCGUUACCAAGGGCAAGGGCUUCACCAAGGAGAAGAACAAGAAGAAGCGCGGCGCCUACCGCGGCGGCUUGAUUGACAUUUCUAGCAAGAAGGGCAUCAAGUUCGACUAA